CAGAAGAAAGCUUUUCAAAACAAUCACUCUUCCGGGUUUGUUCGUUUCUGACGGUGGUCACACAGACCACAUCUCACUGGACUCUGAAGAUAUUCCAAACUGUGUUCUUCCAUCUGGAAUGGAAUGCGUAGAGACAGUUCAUUCACAUUCUUCUCCAAGGCAUUUCAAAAUGGAUCAUGGUCCAAGUAUUAGUGAAACAGCUGCAAAUAAAAGGUCCAAGAUGCACCAAAAACCCUCGGAAUUAUCUGCAGAGCAUAAAUUUCCGACACAGCAGAAAAGGAAAAAUAAAUCAAACACCUUCAAGCUGGUUCCUGAAGAAAGGUCUACACAUGUUUGUGCAAAACAGGAAAACUUGGCUUCUGAAAGUCCUGAUACAUCCACAUUAAAUGAUGAACAGAGCAGGGAUGAGUGUGUAGAAGUGAUCGAGACAAUUGUGAUAACUGAAAAAAUCAAGACAAAAUGUCGCGGCAAGAAGAAGAAACGCAAGUGUCAGAGUUCACAAAGGAAGGCUGAGGACGAGCCUUCAGUGGACAAGUAUGACUGUCAGGAAUCUUCAAAAAAGGAACCUGAUGCUUCUGAGUCAAAACUUGCAAGUCCAGGAAGAAGUAACGAUGGCAAUGCUUCUGCUCUUGUUUCCAGAAACACUUCUCCAUGCUUAGAUAGAAUACCGGCUGAACCUCUUGUGACAAGCGAGGCUGUUAAAGUGAACGAAACACUUUUCUCAGCAGACAUCUCUCUGAGUGGAUCAGUCACAGAAACUCAGUCUACAGACACUGGUGUUUUGAACCUGCCCAGUGAAGACAGUGUUAAACAGAAGAGCUUAUUUCACGAAAAAGACGAAAAACAGGUCACUGACCAGCGACCACGAGAGCCGGAACGUCCAGUAUUAAAUGAGAUGAAGGAACUGGUUUCUGGAGAAAUGCACUGCAAGAAGCUUCACAAGGAAGUGGUGAAACAAAAGCCUCACACACGUAACAGAGUGCCCAAAAUUCUGCAGAACAUUCAAGUGGUGAUUGCACCUGAUGACUCAGAGAGCAUUAUUCUUCGGUGUCGGUUUGGUGGAGUGACCACAGACUCCUCUGCUGUUUGGACAAAAGAAGGGACAGUUCUGGCAGAAGAAAAGAGAAGCACAUGGGAUGAAGGCCAGGUUUCUUACAUGAUUGCCAAAGUGUCCAGCAAAGAUCUGGGAUGGUACCGAUGCUGUUUCAGUAACCAUCACGGAAACACGUCCUCAGAGUUCCACCUUACCUCCGAUGUGCUGAACGAACUUGUCCCCAGUCAUAACCAUACAGUGGAACUUACCGAAGGCGUGGGAGAAGAUGUAAAAUGCACCCCGCUGCUGUUCAGGGAGGACUUCCUAAGAGAGCAGUUCUUUGGGGAGGAUCAGUGGGCCAGCAUCCUGACUGAGGAGGUGCACUUUGGCGAGGGGAUGCACAGGAAGGCCUUUAGAACCAAACUUCUAGCUGGUCUAUUGCCUUUGUUCACCCCUGGACACCCUUGUGUGCUCAAAGUCCACAAUGCCAUCAGCUAUGGGACCAAGAACAAUGAGGAACUCCUCCGCAAGAACUACGACCUGGCCGUGGAGGAAUGUCAUGUGCAGAACACAGCCAGGCAAUAUAUCAAAGCUUACACUGCAGCUGCAAAAUCUGCAGAAGCUUUUGGAGAAGUUCCAGAGAUCAUUCCUAUUUACCUGGUUCAUCGCCCCUCCAAUGACAUCCCGUAUGCCACGUUGGAGGAAGAGCUUCUCGGUGACUUUGUGAAAUACUCUGUCAAGGACGGAAAGGAGAUUAACCUGAUGAGGCGGGACUCGGAGGCAGGGCAGAAAUGUUGUGCCUUCCAACACUGGGUGUACGAAAAGACGGAUGGCAACUUGCUUGUCACUGAUAUGCAAGGAGUGGGGAUGAAGUUAACUGACGUAGGAAUUGCAACCUGCAAGAAAGGGUACAAAGGGUUCAAGGGUAAUUGUGCCACCACCUUCAUUGACCAAUUCAAAGCCCUCCAUCAGUGUAACAGGUUCUGCGAGAUCUUGGGCCUCAAGUCUCUGCAAGUACGCCAGCAAAAGCCUAGACGAAAAGUAACUGUGGCCAUUUCAAAGAGACAGCCAGUGGCCAAAAAGAAUGUGUUCCCUCCAACCCUCAAGAACACAUCCUGAUGAUCAAGGGAUGCAGAAAAAUGCAUGUUAAGGCAAGUACUGGAUUUCUGUAUGAAUGGCUCCUAAAAAAAAAAGUUAUCUGAUCUUCAUAUAAGCCAUAAUAACGAAGAGUCUUAUUUAACAAACGACACACACAAAAUUUGACAGUGGCAUACCUUUAUUGAACAAAUGGAUUAAACAAUCAUGGUCAUCUAUGAAAAAAUUGUGUGGCCCCUUAUAUUAAGUAACUAAUAGAACCUCCUUUACUGGCAAUAAUUUCAACUAAAUGUUUCCUGGAGCUGCUGAUCAGACCUGUGCAGCAGUUAGGAGACAUUUUGGCCCAUUUCUCAAUACACAACUGUUUCAGUUCAUGUAUUUUUUAGGGAUGUCAUGAUUGAAAAGCCUGCUACAGAUCACUUCAGAGCAUUUCAAUGUGACAGGUCAGGCAUGGCCAUUCUAAAAUACAAAAUUUCUGAUGUUUGAGCCAUUCUGUUGUUGAUUUACUCUUCUGUUUUCAUGCACCAUUACCCAACUUACUUGGAGUUUUAGAGAUCAGACAUAUGUUGGACAUUCUGAUGAAAAAUUUCCCGAUACAACUUGGAAUUCAUUGGUCUGUCAAUGACUGCAAGCCAUCCAGGCCCUGAAGCAAUAUUGCAGCCCCACAUCAUUAUACUCCCUCCACAAUUCUUCACAGUUGGGAUGAGGUUUUGAUGUUCUGUGCAGGAUUUUGUUCUCUUCCAACAUAACACUGUGUAUAUUUGCCAAAAAGUUCAACUUUUUUUUUUGUUUUGUCUCAUCUCCAACAUUGUUGAAGUUAUGCUGUGGAAUGGCCACGUGGUCUUUAGUAAACUUUAAAAAUGGGCAGCAAUGUUUUUUUGGACAGCAGCUGUGGUAGUCUCCUAUGUAGGCCACUCUUGUUCAACGUUUUUCUUCUGGUAGACUCAUCAACACAGACUUGUAACUGCAAGAGUGUGAGGGGUGCUUCCAGAUUCUUAGCUGUUAUCGUGCGUUUUUUGUCACUUCUUUGAGGAUUGUAUCACUGUUUUUAUAUGGCAGAGCAGGUCGAACCCUGACCGCAAUUGAUUGGAACAACUGACACAUUGCUUGGGAUACAUGACACCAGUUACCGUCUUUUUUCCAAGAUGUCAUUAUCUUAGACGUUCACAUAGUUUUUCCAUUAAAUACCCUGAUUUUUUAAAGAUCCUAAUCAUUUGUUCAACAAAGACAUGAAAAUGUAUAAUAUUGUGCGGGCUGCUUGUUAAAUAAAACUAUCUUUAUUAUUAUCACUUUGAUCAGAUCACAUUUUCAUUCAUAUAUAAAUCCUGAUAAAUUUAAAGGGUUCAGAAUUUUUUCAUAACUGUAUAUAUUUCAGACCAUGAAAGAUUGCCUUGAUAUCACAAAUAUCGAAUAUGUGAACGUAAAACAUCCAACCAUACAUGGUUUCCUUUUUUGUAAGCAAAUCAAUAAAACAAGGAACGCAAGUACUGAAUAAAAGUCUUGCU
Scleropages formosus (Asian bonytongue) is the source of this 3633-nucleotide messenger RNA. It is a transcript of the gene alpk2, whose product is annotated as alpha-kinase 2. The record is from RefSeq and is a predicted model, not a curated record. Lineage: Eukaryota; Metazoa; Chordata; Actinopteri; Osteoglossiformes; Osteoglossidae. Gene Ontology annotation, biological process: protein phosphorylation. Gene Ontology annotation, molecular function: ATP binding; protein serine/threonine kinase activity. The transcript has 9 exons. The coding region runs from base 119 to 2152 and encodes 677 amino acids.